AUGAAGGCCUCCGAGGCCAAAGGAAAAGGAAAACCUUCCCUCCAUGAGGAAAAGAAAGGAAUCCUUCACGAGGAAAAUAAAGGAAGCCUCCCAAGGAAAGAAAGGAAGCCUCCUUUUUUGGAAAAGAAAGGAAGCCUCACGAGGAAAGAAAAGGAAUCCUCACGAGGAAAAAGAAAGGAAAAGGCCCCCCUGAGGAAAAAGAAAGGAAAGCCUCCCGAGGAAAAUAAAGGAAUCCUCAUGAAAAUGAAAAGAAAGGAAAUAAACCUUCCACGGAAAAGGAAAAUAAGGAAGGCCUCCACGAAAGGAAAAGGAAAGGCCUCCACGAGGAAAAAGAAAGGAAAUCCUCAUGAGGAAACGAGGCAAAGGAAGCCCCCCCUCCUCCGAGGAAAAGAAAGGAACCUCCCGAGGAAAAGGGAAAGGAAUACCUCCUGA
This is a messenger RNA of Macrobrachium nipponense, 432 nucleotides long. RefSeq lists its product as uncharacterized. The coding region runs from base 1 to 432 and encodes 143 amino acids. The transcript has a single exon. The record is from RefSeq and is a predicted model, not a curated record. Lineage: Eukaryota; Metazoa; Arthropoda; Malacostraca; Decapoda; Palaemonidae.